This is a messenger RNA of Fusarium venenatum, 999 nucleotides long. RefSeq lists its product as uncharacterized. Gene Ontology annotation, molecular function: N,N-dimethylaniline monooxygenase activity; NADP binding; flavin adenine dinucleotide binding. The record is from RefSeq and is a predicted model, not a curated record. Lineage: Eukaryota; Fungi; Ascomycota; Sordariomycetes; Hypocreales; Nectriaceae.
AUGGCAAAGUUUUCACAUGGGGGUGUGAUGCUGUCUGUUGCAGUGUGCUCAGGGCUGCAUAGGGAGCCAAACCUACCUGUCAUCCCAGGUCUUCACCAUGUUCCUGAAGCCAUCCAUUCAUCCAAUUUCAAGACGAAAAGCCAAUUUGGGACCAACAAGACCGUUAUGGUCAUUGGAUCGGGUGAGACUGGUGCUGAUAUAGCUUAUCUCGCUGUCAACUCCCCAACGAAGCAGGUUCUCAUGUGUCAUAACGAUGGCUUUCACUUUGCACCGAAGCGAAAUCCUGGGCCGGUUCUGCUCCCCAUCCUUGGUAGGAAACCUGAUCCCAACGAACCAGGUAUCCCCAUCGACUCACUGCUCUGGAUCUGCUCCGGUCUUCCAUAUCGUCCCAAACAGCCAGGUCCAAAUCUAUGGCUCUAUUCUCUACGAUCUGCAAUCGUGCAGACCCCAGUUCCUGAUACGCAUGGAAAACAGGUGGAUCUUGCACCUUUACCCAAGAAGAUCAACAAAGAUGGAAUAGUUGAGUUUUAUGAUAACGGGAAACCAGAGUAUGGGCGGCUCAAGUGUCAAGCCAUUCGACCUGAUAUGAUUGUUCUUUGCACCGGCUACAAACAAACAUUUACUUUUCUUCGAGAGUCACUCCAAGGCGACAAGAAACACCCUUUGUCGCUUCAUGAGGCCAUCCCGCCCUUGGCAGAGAUGCAGGCCCAGCUAUGGGUGCUAAAUCUCGUGUCACCUCACAAAGUCGCUCAACUUAAAGCAGCACAUGAGAGACACUACAAGCUUCACACAAAGUUGACUAAUCGUGUUACGUAUGGGGUUGAUCAUGAAAGCUAUGUCUACCAGCUGGCCUUGGACAUGAACUCUACUCCUGGAUUUGUCGAUAUUCUGCAACGAGAAUCGCUCACCAACCUCGCGACAAAAUUCCACCUUUUGGUCAUAUGGGCUCUCGGCGCCCAUUUCAAUACCAAGUUUCGCCUCAUUGGACCGUGGGCGUAG